Molecule: messenger RNA, 1593 nt
Organism: Fibroporia radiculosa
Lineage: Eukaryota; Fungi; Basidiomycota; Agaricomycetes; Polyporales; Fibroporiaceae
Exons: 5
Coding region: 1-1593 (530 amino acids)
Biological process (GO): prenylated protein catabolic process; prenylcysteine catabolic process
Molecular function (GO): prenylcysteine oxidase activity
Source: RefSeq, a predicted model, not a curated record
AUGAGGAAGACGCAAUUGCUAGCAGUAUCGCUUUUGGGUGCUUGUACCAACGCUUUUCAGCUUCCCUUUCAUCUUCCUUUCUUCACUGACAGCCCUCAGACACCACUUCUCCCAGCAGAACCCCCUUCUAACAGGAUUGCUAUAAUUGGGGCUGGUGCAGGCGGAGCAUCAGCCGCAUUUUGGAUAGCAAAGGCGAAAGAGCGGUAUGGCUUGGAUGUUGAAGUGGACGUCUUUGAACGAAAUGGCUACAUUGGCGGACGCAGCACCGUUGUCUAUCCUUAUAACAACACCGAGCUUGAUCCCGUGGAACUGGGUGCAUCGAUUUUUGUCAAGGUAAACAAGAAUCUUUGGAGAGCUACAGAUGAGUUCGGCCUCGAGCGAAUCGAUUUCGGCGAUGAUGACAGCGGGAUGGCGAUUUGGGAUGGCUCUGAGAUUCUCCUCGAAACGAGUAGUGGAAGCUUCUACAGCGGAUGGUGGAAUACCCUGAAGAUCAUUUGGCGGUAUGGAUUCAAAAGUCCACAGCGCACCAUGGCUCUCGUGAAGUCUAUGACAGAACAAAUUGGGCUACUUUACUCGGAGCGGGCACCGCGAUUUGACAAUAUUACCGCGCUGGCCGAAACAUUACAUUGGCUGCCAUACGUCGCCCGUACAGCUGCCGAAUACUUUGAUACAGAAGGUAUCGACAGGCGCUGGACUCGCGAGAUGGUCGACGCGGCGACGCGAGUCAACUAUGGGCAAAAUGUGGAUGCCAUUCAUGCCCUCGAGGGCAUGUGCUCGCUCGCGGCUACGGGGGCGUCCAGCGUAAAGGGUGGGAAUUUCCAGAUAUUCGAAGAAUUCCUGAAGCGAAGCAACGCGUCCGUAUACCUCAACACGGCGGUGCUGUCGCUCACGUACGAUGAGGCUACUGGUACGUGGCUCUUGAGCACAUUCGGCUCGCAGGACAUCCGGAAGUAUAGAGGAGUCAUUCUCGCGGCUCCAAUCCAUUCAAGCGCCAUUGCGUUUUCUCCCGAGAGCCUUGUCGAAAUGCCCUCGCCGCAGCCUUACGUUCACCUCCAUGUUACUUUAUUGAGCACGCCUUCUUCGUCGCCGAAUCCAGUCUACUUUGGACUGGGUGAAACUACAGCACCUACGCAGAUUCUUACCUCGUUUGAUGCGGUGCGCAAAGGCACAGGGACGGGUCCAGAGUUCAACUCACUGACAUACCACGGGAAACUGAAAACGACGGACGGAAGAGCCUGGGAGGGGCCUCGCGGCGAGGAAUAUGUCAUUAAGCUCUUCUCAGGCGAGAAAAUGACGGACGAGUGGUUAGAGACGAUGUUUGGUUCAGUGGGGUGGGUCUUUCGGAAGGAGUGGGAUGCGUAUCCGGUUCUUCCCCCCACGACGUCCUUCCCGCCAAUCAAAAUCGCGCGGGGAUUGUAUUACGUGAAUGCAUUCGAGCCAUUCAUUUCUACCAUGGAGACUGAGACAGUGGCUGCACGAAAUGUUGUAGAUCUUCUCCUUCAAGACGAAUUUAACGCCGCAGUUUGUCCUCCGGGGGUGAUGGACGAUGAUCUCACUGGCAGUGAGACCUUCGUCCUUGGUUGGGAUUGUUAG